CAAAGAUACUCCCAUAGAAAACAGAAACCAACGACUCUUUCGCUCAUUUCCCAACUAAAAAAAAGAAAAGAAAAGAAAAGAAAAGAAAGAAAGAAAGAAAGAAAGAAAGAAAGAUUUGCCCCUCCAUCCUUAGUCGCAGCCACACUGUCACUGUUUCUCGAUUCGUAAAAUCGGUGAUAAUGGCUGAACAUGAACAUGGAGUUGCAGAGGAAAAAACCCAACUUUUCUUGACAGGGAAGCUUUGAUGGGGUGGAGAGUGGGGGCUGUCGGCCCAUCCAUGUCGAUGUCGUCCUUCCUCUUUAACAGUUUUUUGCGUGUUCUUCCACACUGCCAAGUCAUAAUGCGCAUACCAUUCUAAGUUCACUUUCUCCUCUCUCUCCCCUUUUUUUCUGUUCUUCUCAUCUCAUUUUCUGCUUUUAGUCAUCUUCUUUCUCCUUCUGUCUUUAAUGGCGGCCACCUGAACGUCCACCCACCCACCCCCCACUCUGGGGAAAAUAGUUCUUUGUUGUUUAUGAUUUCGGUUCUCCUUUUUGGUCGGUGAAGCAAUUUAACAAAAGAAUAAAGAGAAAAAAAAAAAAAAAAAUUGGUUUUUGAUAUCUUGAGAUAUCCGUCCAGGGUGGAUUUCCAGAAGCUCUGACUUUUUAGGAAAUUGAUGGAGGAAAGAGGAGACUUUGUUUCGAAGGUUUCUCAGCUUGCUGCAGAUUGAAUUGGGUUCUUCGGUUCAUUCGCUUCUUCAGAAGAUUGCCUUUGUCGUAGGUCCAGAAAAGGGGAGGUGUCAAUCAGCACUUUUACGAGUUUGUCACUAAUUGGGACUUGAAAUGAUUCCGAGUCUCUUAAUAGUGGCUGAAGGUGGAUUAUCAGUGGCUUUUAUCAGUUUCCUUGUAAUAGAAGCUUGAAAAUGAGAGGAAGGAGCGAUGGAUUUGGAUUAUACGUAAGAGCGUUUUCUGGUGGAAUCUUUCUGAUAAUAGCUGAAAUUAAGAAGCUGUGGUGAAAAGCAAUCGUUUCCAAUUAAGGCCUAUAAUCCAAUUAUGUUGAGAGACAAGCUCUUCAGUAAUUUCAUUCAAUGAUCCUGGAAGCUGGAAGAAAGUUAUUCCCCAUCUAUGAUCCUCGAAGUUGAUUGAAGCUUUAAUUAACUAAAUUUGUGUUUGAGCUGAAGAGAAAUGCGGUUUGGCAAAAGCUUCAAGAGUCCUUAACUGGAAGAUGCGUCAUUAAAGGCGGAAAACGUGGAUUUGGCAAAAGCUUUGAUUCCUUUUCAGCUAAAGUAGCAGGGAUCCUUGGCUUUACCCAUUGGAAAGCUUGGAGUUUGAAAUUGGAAUUUGGUUCUCUGCUUCUUUUGGAAGAUAACCUCCCUCCUGACAUCAAUAAUUUCAGGUUGAAUAAUCAUUCAUCAUGACAAAGAAAUCGAAGAGACGCCCCCCAUGCAAUGGGAAAGACCAGUCAAGCUGUAUGUCUGGUUUCAUUAGUUUAUUUGACUUCCGCCUGGGUCGUACCACUCAAAAACUACUUUCAGAUAGAAAAUGUCGGACCAGACAUGCUGUCGGUGGUGGAUAUUUAAAGAGUAGACGUAAUUUGCCUACUAGUAUGGAUGAAACAUGUUCUAGCAGUGACGAUGGUGACAUAAAAAUACAGAAGGUUGGCAUGGCUAAGACAAGCGUGAAGAAACUCAUCGAAGAAGAGAUGUCAAACGAGCAGCACCCAAAACUGAAGAUGGGAAAUGCUGCCCUAAAAGAGACACAAUCUGAUUCAAAAAACAAAAACCACUUGGGGAAGAACCAUAAACAGUCAACCAAGUCCUUCAGUGAAGCCUGUGAUAUGCAUGUCCAUGAUUCUAAAGCCUCUGCAAGCUUAGAAUAUCAACCACCUAGUGAUCCAGAUUCAGAGGGCCCAUCUUCAAAUAAAAUCAACCUAGCUUCAGUUAUGGAAGAGUUCUGCAAUAAGUUCCAUCAUACCCAAGAAGCACAUCCGCACCAUGAAAAUGGAGGAAAGUUUUGUAGUGUACAGGAAAGUACUAGUUUGGAGAAGCUUAACCAUCUUGAUAAGCUUAUUAUGCAGCUGAUUCAUAGUCCUAACAUUUCAGAAAAACUGAGUGAAGCAACUGAGGCAUUUCUAAAUCAGAAGUUCAUUGAAGCAGAACAGCAGAGUAGAGGCCACCAGUCCCAACAGUUCAUGGAUGCUUUAGAAAUGUUGAACUCAAACAAAGAACUGUUUUUGAAACUCCUACAGGAUCCAAACUCUCUAUUGGUGAAAAAUAUUCAAGACCUACGUGAUGCUCAAGCAGUGGCUGGACGAACUAAACCAUUGCCAGAAGAGAAGUUGAGUAAUUCAAGGGAGUGUGAGAAGAUUGAUAAAAAGUUACAAAGGCUAAAUGUGCAUACUUUUUUCAGGAGAAAGAUGAAACCUCAGAAUAUUAACCAAUCAAAGGGAAGUGACACUCCUCAGGCCUUGGACAGAAUAGUAUUGUUGAAACCCGGUCCAGAAGGCAAGCGAAAUUCUGGAACUGAAACCAGUCCUAGCUUGAGAAUUGAAGAACAAAGCGUGAGAGUCAACUCCCGUUUUUCUCUUACAGAUAUUAGAAGGAAGCUAAAACAUGUUAUGGGAGAAAGAAGAACGGAGCAUCGUUGGCCUCCUAUGGAAGGUAGCUUGGAUAGAAUACCUUGCAAACGCGCAGAAUCAGAAGGUAGGAGAGGGAUUAAUGGGGAGGUCACUGAAAGAAGUUCACCCAGAGAAUGCAAUUUCCAUAUUGAAAAAAUCUCCAGUCCUAUGAAUGUCAAGGGAAGAGGCAAGGUAAGCCAGUCAAAAGACUAUGAACUGAUCACUAGACAUGAAGAUGCUCCAACUAGUGUUGAUAGCCAAAACAUCAACAUAAAAAAUGUUGAAGAUUCUAAACAAAGAGAAUCUAAUAUUUACAUUGAGGCUAUAAAACAUCUAGCCCAAAUGGUCAGCACUGGAGAAGAUGUGGAUUUGUCAAGCGGACAGAUUCCAAAGACCUUGGGUAGGAUACUUUCACUGCCUGAAUACAGCACGUCACCUAGAUUCCAUCCUGGAAGGGACGAGGAACAUGCAUCUCUAACUGCACAGAUGAGAGUUCAGCUUCAGGACAAUGUCCAGAUGAUCAGUGAGAAUGUAAGCCAGCUCGAAGAAGACAAGGGUCCUGGAAAUCUAACCUCACCGUGGCAGAAUAUAGAGACUCCACUGUGCCAAAAUGAUGAUAAAGACUCAAAUUCAGAUAUCUCACAGAAGCUUCCUCCUGAUAGAAGAAUGCAGGAAAGCACUAGUUCUGCUAACGAGGUUUUGAGUCCAGACGUUGAUGUAAAUACUAUUGAAGUGACUAGCAUCAAGCACCCAGAAGAGAAUACCCUCUUGGAAAUGCUAUCUAAGCCAGAUUGUGUCACAGCCAUUGACACAACCAACCUAACUACAGAUACCAUCGGUACUUUUGAGGAAGAAGAAACUUACGAAUGCUUGAAGUUGGACUCGAAUCAAAAGAAUCAGCCAUCAUCUUCUACUUCUGGUCCCUCCUCACCAAGCUCUGUACUUAUUAAUAAAAUUGAAGAUCAAAAGGGCAUCAAUGACAAACAUGAGCAGCCAAGUCCGGUGUCUGUUCUUGAGCCAUUCAUCCAAGAAGAUUCUAGCAGCCCUGAAAUUACUGUAUCGCAGCGAGUUAAGCCACCAAUUCAACCACUACAAAUUCAUCUUGGAAAACAUGACUCUUCAGAUGUGGUGUCGGAAAGUUCAGAUCCAGAAACCUUUGUAAGUUGUAUGGAGGACAAAAGGUCCACCUUUGACUAUGUAAAGGCAGUAUUGAGAAUCUCUGGCUUAAGAAACUGGGAUGAAUUCUUGGAGAUAUGGCAAUAUUCAGACCAGCUAUAUAUAGACCAGCUACUUGACCCUCCUCUAUUUGAUGAAGUGGAGGUCUCAUCUGGUCAACUUCGUAGUGAUCAAAAGCUGCUCUUUGAUUGCAUCAAUGAAGUUCUUGUGGAGAUGUAUGAGCAUUAUUUUGGUUGUUGCCCUUGGGUAUCAUUUGCCAAACCAAACAUCAGGCUGAUCCCAGUAGGGGAAAAUCUCAUCCAUGAGGUAUUGGAAGGCAUUGAUUUCCAUCUUCUUCCCCAAAAUCAGCCACUUACACUGGACCGGAUUCUACAGAAGGACAUGGCAAGAGCAGGAAAAUGGAUGGACCUAAGAUUUGACAUUGAUAUUUUUGGUAAUGAAAUGAGGGAUACCAUCCUGGAAGAACUAACUGAAGAAAUAAUAUAUGAGCUGUGUAUGUGAAGUUGUGAUACUUCCUUUAGUUUUUCCACACUUCAAGCAGGUUGAGAAAAAAAUGGACUGACUCAGCUUCUGAAAAACAUAGGUUUGAGGUCCUGUCAAGUAGCACCUACAGCACGCGGGUAAGCUAGGUUGCACAAAACCCCAUCAAGACGAGGAUAUUUCGUCUUAAAAAGGGGAGAAGUAUAUAACUUGCCUCAAGAUGGGUUGUACAAGGUCAUACAAUGGCUUUGGCCUGGUUGAAACGAAAGUGUCGGAUGAUCCCAGAAAUAAAACAGCUGAGGUUCCAUCAAGAGGGCUCUCCAUGUUUUUCCUUUUUCUUCUUCCUCAGCUGUUCAGACCUGAUCAACCCAUGGACUAAUUGAGUAAUAUUCUAGUUAACUUUGAGCCUCGUCAUUGUAAGAAGGAGGUGGGGUGCAGUUUUCUGUUUGAGAGUAUUGGUUUUAGUCACUUGUUUUGACUCAUUGUGCAGUGUUACUGUCUUCUUUCUCUUUCAGUUUGAUUUCGAUCUUUUGGGUGGUGGUUGUUCUUCAGCUCACAAGUUUGAGUGUAUUUUAUUGUAAUUAGAAAAUUUUUCUUUUUAGUGAAGAUUUUGCAUCCAGAGCUUUUAUUCUCU
Molecule: messenger RNA, 4882 nt
Organism: Macadamia integrifolia
Lineage: Eukaryota; Viridiplantae; Streptophyta; Magnoliopsida; Proteales; Proteaceae
Exons: 7
Coding region: 1390-4269 (959 amino acids)
Source: RefSeq, a predicted model, not a curated record